AUGUCUGGCAACAAAACCAUCGUUUUCUUUGACCUGGAGACCACUGGAUUAGACACUGAUGUGUGUGACAUCAUCCAGGUGUCUGCCAUCUGUGGAGAGAGGGUCUUUGACGUCUACACCCUCCCCCGCCGCGCAGUCACCAAGGGCGCCCAACAGGUGACGGGCUUCACUGUCGGUGAUGACGGCCUGUUUCGCCACGGGAGACCUGUGGACACCGUCCCUCUUGUUGACGCUCUCACCUCCUUCAUUAACUUCCUGCGUUCCUUCCGCCGCCCUGUGCUGCUGGCGGCCCACAAUGCACGGCGUUUUGAUGCACCAGUGCUCACCAGAGUGCUGCAAACACUCUCCCUGUGGCAGGAGUUCCAGCAGGUGGUGUCUGGGUUUGUGGAUACCCUCCCACUAAGCAAGAACCUCUAUCCAAAUCUUGGCAGUCAUUCUCAGAGGAACAUGGUCCGCCACUUCCUCGGAGUGGACUACGAAGCCCAUAAUGCAGUUGAGGACGCCAAGAUGCUGCAGGAGCUGUUCAACUCAUGGCGCCCCAACAAUGGGGACGUCUCAAGAGUUACCAUCUCAACCUAUGCAUUUUAAAUAAGCCACAGAAAGGAAUCAGUGAAAAUUCUGAAAUGAAAUGACAGGUAGAUUUCUUGUGAUUGGAGCCAAAUGAUGCACAUUACACCUCAAACUCACAGAUAUGUAAUGUUCAUUCUGUGUAAUUUGUUUUAAUUUUGUCUGAUGUAUUGUAAUGUCAUACACAAAAUUGUUACA
This is a messenger RNA of Plectropomus leopardus (leopard coralgrouper), 765 nucleotides long. Lineage: Eukaryota; Metazoa; Chordata; Actinopteri; Perciformes; Serranidae. The record is from RefSeq and is a predicted model, not a curated record.